This is a messenger RNA of Halteromyces radiatus, 1838 nucleotides long. RefSeq names its product AGC/YANK protein kinase. Gene Ontology annotation, biological process: peptidyl-serine phosphorylation; intracellular signal transduction. Lineage: Eukaryota; Fungi; Mucoromycota; Mucoromycetes; Mucorales; Cunninghamellaceae. Bases 116 to 1486 code for a protein of 456 amino acids. Gene Ontology annotation, molecular function: protein serine/threonine kinase activity; ATP binding. The transcript is spliced from 6 exons. The record is from RefSeq and is a predicted model, not a curated record.
UUCUUCCUUUUUUUUUUUUCUCUUUCUAUAUUUAGAGAUAUAGAGAUAUAUAUUAUAAUAUAAUAUAUAUAUUGUAUAUAUAAAUACAAAUAGACAUAUACCAACAAUAUAGACUAUGGGUGCCAUUUGCUGUACACCUGAAGAAUUAGACUUUGGAAAAGAAGUUGAACUUGCACACUUUUAUCUCUUACGUGUGAUUGGUAAAGGUGCUUUUGGCAAAGUUAGAAUAGUACAACAUCGUCAAACUGGAAGGGAAUAUGCGUUAAAAUAUAUCAGUAAGCCACGAUGUAUAGAAUUAAAUGCUACACAUAACAUCAUAGCCGAACGACGACUUUUGGAAUCAAUAGAACAUCCUUUGAUUGUCAAUAUGCGGUAUGCUUUUCACGAUGAAGAAAACCUAUUCAUGGCUUUGGAUCUCAUGCUAGGUGGUGAUCUACGGUUUUUAUUGGAUCGCUAUGUCACACUUAAGGAAAUGCAAGUACGAUUUUAUAUUGCUGAUAUUAUUUGUGCUUUGGAAUAUUUACAUCGACGAAGGAUAGCUCAUAGGGAUAUUAAACCUGACAAUAUACUUUUGGAUGAAAAGGGUCAUGCUCAUCUAUCGGACUUUAACAUUGCAACCCAAUUCUAUCCUAAUAAACUGAUACGAUUCUCUCGAGCUGGUUCAUUGGCUUAUAUGGCUCCUGAAAUUGUUGGGAAACAAGGCUAUUCCACUUUUGUCGAUUGGUGGUCACUUGGUAUUACUGCUUAUGAAUUACUAUUUGGCAAUAGACCUUUUACAGGAACAAAUAGUGAUGAAGUAGUACAUUCUAUAUUACAUGAUAAAGUAUCGUUUCCUCCAGACGCUUUGGAAUUGAUUAGUCAAGAUUGUUUGGAUGUAAUCAAAGGGUUACUAAUCAAAUCACCAAAUCAACGCUAUGGAUGUGGUCCUAAUGGUAUCUCAAAAUUGAAGAAACAUCCUUGGUUCAAUGGUUUAGAUUGGCAAGCAUUGAUAGAAAAAACAGCAAUUCCACCAUUCAAACCCAAUACGGAUGAAUCCAACUUUGAUGCAGUACAUGAACUUGAAGAGCUAUUAUUGGAAGAAGUACCAUUACGUCCUCAUAAAAAAUUGGUUAAAACAAGUAUGGAUAUUCCUCAACCAGAAACAGAAGAAAGUCGACAUCGACAAUGGAUGGAUGAAAAGUUUUUACCCUUUGAUUAUACCAAAAUCGGCAUUCGUGAUCACAAUCUUUCCUCCAUCACAACAACAGCUACAACGACACAACUAACAUCUUCAUCACCUGCAAAAAUAGAAGGGGUAUCAUCACCAAUGGAUAAUGAAACUACUGGUACAGGAAGCAAAGGAAUGGCCGGUACUAGACUAUUACGGCGAAUGGGAAGUGCUCUGGAUCAAUAUGAUCAACAUAAAUACAAAGCAAAAGGAUAUGUACUGACACCCAAUGAAGAUGAUGGUCCCUCUAGUAUAUCUGAAACCGACAAGUGUUUAUAGUUUAGUCAUAUAUAAAUAGAAAAAAAAGAAAUAGAACUACUACUAAUAAUAAAACAUCAUUUUAUAUUCAUUUUUUUUUUACAUAUAUUUUGUGAUUUUAUAUUCCUUUUUGUUUGUUUGUUUGUAGACCCUGAUCAUUCAUCAAAAGGGAGUGAAGGACCAAAAGAGGGAUUCAUUUUAUUUGCUAGAUAGACUUGAAUCCAUCAUAAUAAACGUCAAAAAAUAAAAAAUGAUGAAGAGGGGAAGUAGGAGGAAAUUGUUUAUCCAAUAGAUAGCAAAAGCUCCUUUUCUUUAAAGAGGGACAUGAGGAGAUGUUGGUUACUUUCUUUUUUUUUUUUUUUUUUUGUUAUGA